AUUUUUUUGACAUAUCAAAAAAUUUACCAAACAAAAACAAUUUUAUUUCUGCAAUAAUUGUGUAGUGUUAUUUUACUGUAUAUUUUAUUAAAAUGGAUAUAGAAGAUGAUGUUAUCGACGACGAUAAUCAAGAUUUAUUUAUAGCCUUUCCACCAUUAGUACAAAAAGCUAUAGAAGAGGUGCUACCGAGUAAGGAUCCUCUAGACGAGCCCGAUUUUAACAGCAUAGAUUACAUAAACUCCUUAUUUCCCACGGAACAGUCGUUAUCGAACAUAGACGAAGUAGUAUUAAAAAUGGAGAAUAAAAUCAAUUCAAUCGAUAACGAAAUAAGUACCGUCGUUCGCGGUCAAAUAACAGCCAGUAAAGACGGAAGAAAAGCCCUUGAAGAAGCCCAGAAGGUUAUCAAACAACUCUUCACUCACAUAACUGAUAUUAAAGAGCAGGCCGAGAGAUCUGAAGAAAUGGUGCGUGAGAUAACGAGAGAUAUCAAACAAUUAGACUGUGCUAAGAGGAAUUUAACGCUAGCAAUAACGACGUUAAAUCAUUUGCAUAUGUUAGUCGGAGGCGUUGACACUUUAAAAGGCCUCACUCAAAGGAGGUUGUACGGCGAAAUAGUCCUGCCUUUACAAGCCAUAAGCGAAGUCAUGACUCACUUUGAGAAUUAUUCUGAUAUUCCGCAAGUUAAAAGUUUAAGUGACCAAGUUAAAUCGAUUCACCUCGAACUCGCCGAGCAGAUAACGCACGAUUUUAAAGAGGCAUUUUCAGGUUCGAAUACGAAAACUGCCAUUCCGAAUAAGCAACUAGCUCAAGCUUGCUUAGUUUUAUCAAUUCUGGACCCCAAGGUUAAAAAGGACCUGUUAAAAUGGUUCGUUAACUUGCAGCUGCAGGAGUACAAUCAUUUAUUUGAAGAAACGGAAGACACAGCUUGGCUGGAUAAAAUCGAUAAAAGAUAUGCUUGGAUUAAAAAGCAUCUACUAGAAUUUGAAGAUCGCUUAGGCAACAUGUUUCCUCCAAAUUGGGAGGUCUCUGAAUUGAUUGCAGUCCAAUUUUGCCAUAACACUACUGAAGAACUAUCAAAAAUCAUGGCAAAGAGGAAAAACGAAAUAGAUGUGAAGCUACUUCUCUAUGCUAUUCAAAAAACAACCGUUUUCGAAAAUCUCCUAGCUAGAAGAUUCACAGGAGUAACUCUAACUGACUUGAAAGAUACUUCAAACAAGGAGAGUAAAAUUAAAGAUUCAAGUGAAAUGAGGCUUGAAGAUAAAGAUUGUGAUAUAAAUUCAUCACCAUUCCACGGGCUUAUAGGCAAAUGUUUCAUUCCCCAUCUCGAAAUUUACAUCGAAAGCGUCGACAGGAACCUCUCCGAUCUAAUCGAGAGAUUUGUUUUGGACCAGAAACAAAGCAAACCUACCGAGGCUACGGACACUCAAGCGUCGAUUCUGCCCAGUUGCCCGGACUUGUUCGUUUUUUACAAGAAGAGCAUGAUUCAAUGCAAUCAACUGGACAGGGGUCAAACGAUGCUUAGUUUAACGAAAACAUUCCAAAAAUAUUUACACGAAUACGCCGAGAAAUUGCUGCAAAGCAACCUGCCCAAGAUAGAACAGCAAACAAUCGGGAGUUCCGUUCAGAAUUUCACGAAGGAUUUGCAGAAAAUGUCGUCUGCUGGUUUGAUAUCGAAUUUUUCCUCGUUACUGAAAGAUGAACUUACAAGAUUUACCAAAGAAGAGCAAACUAAGAUCUGUUGCAUAUUAACUACAGCUGAAUAUUGUUUGGAAACUACUCAGCAAUUAAAUGAUAAGCUGAAAGAAAAAAUAGAUCCUUCCCUUGCAGAUCAAAUAGAUUUGUCGAAGGAACAGGAUAAUUUCCACAAGGUAAUAUCGAAUUGUAUCCAAAUACUCGUGCAAGAUUUAGAAAACGCCUGUGAACCAGCCUUAACCGCAAUGAGCAAGAUUCAAUGGCAAAACGUAGAUACCGUAGGUGACCAAAGUUCCUACAUAACAGCAAUAACAACCCACUUAAAAACGAACGUGCCUAUCAUCAGAGAGAACCUCUCGCAAUCGAGGAAGUACUUUACGCAGUUCUGCAUUAAAUUCGCGAACAGUUUCAUUCCCAAAUUCAUUCAGAACAUCUACAAAUGCAAGCCGAUCAAUACUGAAGGAGCGGAACAGCUGUUGCUCGACACGCACAUGUUGAAGACUUGGCUGCUGAAUUUGCCUUCGAUCUCCUCGCAGAUCAACCGUCCGGCGCCCAGCGCUUAUCUGAAAGUUGUGACAAAGGGCAUGACUAGGGCCGAGAUGAUCAUUAAAGUGGUUAUGACUCCUACGGAGCCCGCUAAGAACUUCGUCGAGCAGUACAAGAAGUUGCUGCCGGACGGGCAAUUGACCGAGUUCCACAAAGUUUUAGAAAUGAAAAGCGUGAAGAGACAAGACCAAACUGUCCUCACGGAUAUUUUUAAAAGUUAUAAAUAGAAAUUUGCUUUAACCAAACGAUUGUUAUGUCUCAAAAUAGCGACUUUAAACGAUAGAUUUUUUUGUAUAUUAUAUUAUAAUUUGAUUGCUUUAUUAUUUAUUAUAACAAUUGAAAUAUUUUAUGUUCGUCUCCAAUAUGUACUUAUUACGCAGAUUAAAACAUGCAAA
Molecule: messenger RNA, 2633 nt
Organism: Phyllotreta striolata
Lineage: Eukaryota; Metazoa; Arthropoda; Insecta; Coleoptera; Chrysomelidae
Source: the annotation of a GenBank genome assembly